GCGGGGAGGGGGCCCUGGCGGAUAAAGAUGGCAAUGUCUCUCAUCCAAGCGUGCCGCAGUCUGGCUCUCUCAACAUGGCUGCUUUCCUUUUGUUUCGUGCAUCUGCUCUGCCUGGACUUCACCGUGGCCGAGAAGGAGGAAUGGUACACCGCCUUCGUGAACAUCACCUACGCCGAGCCCGCGUCGGACCCUGGGGCGGCGGGCGGCGGCACCGAGCUGCGCUCGGAGAAGACGGAGUGCGGGCGCUACGGGGAGCACUCGCCCAAGCAGGACGCCCGCGGGGAGGUGGUCAUGGCCAGCUCUGCCCACGACCGCCUGGCCUGCGACCCCAACACCAAGUUCGCCACCCCGGCCCACGGCAAGAACUGGAUAGCCCUCAUCCCCAAGGGCAACUGCACGUACAGGGAUAAGAUCCGGCACGCGUUCCUGCAGAACGCCUCCGCCGUGGUCAUCUUCAACGUGGGCUCCAACACCAACGAGACCAUCACCAUGUCCCAUGCAGGUGUAGAAGACAUCGUGGCCAUAAUGAUUCCUGAGCCAAAAGGGAAGGAGAUCGUCAGCCUGCUGGAAAGAAACAUCACCGUGACGAUGUACAUCACAAUUGGAACGCGCAACUUGCAGAAAUACGUGAGCCGCACGUCAGUUGUGUUUGUCUCCAUCUCCUUCAUCGUCCUGAUGAUCAUUUCCCUCGCCUGGCUCGUCUUUUAUUAUAUCCAGAGGUUUCGAUAUGCAAAUGCCAGAGACAGAAACCAGCGCCGACUGGGAGAUGCCGCAAAGAAAGCAAUCAGCAAACUCCAGGUCAGGACCAUCAAGAAGGGUGAUAAGGAAACGGAGUCCGAUUUUGACAACUGUGCAGUUUGUAUCGAAGGGUACAAGCCCAGCGAUGUUGUCCGGAUCUUACCCUGCCGGCAUCUUUUCCACAAGUCCUGUGUUGACCCCUGGCUUCUAGACCAUCGCACCUGUCCCAUGUGCAAGAUGAACAUUCUUAAAGCCCUAGGGAUCCCGCCCAAUGCCGACUGCAUGGAAGACUUGCCCACAGACUUCGAGGGGUCUCUGGGAGGCCCACCAACCAACCAGAUCACAGGCGCAAGCGACACCACCGUAAAUGAAAGUUCCGUCACUUUGGACCCUGCUGUGCGGACUGUGGGAGCUUUGCAGGUGGUCCAGGAUACAGACCCCGCCCCGCAGGAGGGAGAAGUCAUCUUUUCUACCAACAGUGAGCAGGAGCCAGCUGUCAGCAGUGACUCUGACAUCUCGCUGAUUAUGGCAAUGGAGGUUGGACUGUCUGACGUAGAACUUUCCACUGACCAAGACUGCGAAGAGGUGAAAUCUUGAAAUGGCGAAUCCAGAAAAAAAGGGCUGGUAGGACCCCAGGCGAAGGAAGGAAGGCGUGCUCCGAGACAUGGACUGGGCACACACACUUCCCAAACACCUUGGCAUCUCCAGGGUGCUCCGCUCAAGAAUGGUUCUGAAAAGCAAUAUCCAAAGUCACAUCGAUCAGAUGCAGUGUCUCUAUCUCUACAAUGGCCUUGGCGACUUGGAAGUCAAAAGCUGAUUUUCCUUCCCACAUCCUUGUAGACACACUUCGGAAGCUCCUAAAACAGACUAGAAGGAGACUUUUAGGACUUCUAAGAUUCAUUUCAAUUUUCUCCAGGUCUUGUUGUCUUGUUUUGGAAUUGCUGUUUGAUUUCUUUGGCCAUUUCUUUUUAAAGACUGUGUGUAGCCUCCUCUAGGUCCAGUCCUCUGUUUUCCUUUUGGCUCGCUCCAGUUUUUACAUAGAGUUCUGUUUAGAAGCCCCAGUUCCUGAUGUGAUCGGUUUAUAUUCCAUCUCUGAGAUGAAUGGCCUUGACCUCUCAGCAUGAAGUGCGCAUGGCUUUGGGAAGUGCUUCAGCACCCUGAAACAGUUGAAGGCCAGUUUUCAUUAAGAGUCUACAUUCUUUUAAAUGGAUCUUGGAAACCCCCGCUGCCAGAGACCCUAACUCUAAGCUCAGAACCUGCCGAGGCCAUGGCUUAUUAGCUUCAGCUACGUCACACUGGCUUCCACUUGCCAGGCUCUGGUGAGGGCCCACGUGACAGGAGAAGGACGCUCUAGAGAGGCACUUUAAUUUGUCUGGAUCUUACAGCCUUUGGCUGAAAUUCCAAACUGAGAAGUCCCCUCCAGGGCAUCAAGGCCACUCUUGUUGGCUGCAGGGCUUGUAGCUGGGACUGUGAGCCUCCCUCGUUUGAGACCAGAUAUCCCAAAUUCUUCCUGAAAGCAAAAUGUCUGUUGUACUGGCUUUCCCCAGGCUAGAACAGGCUCUGUUACCUCAAGUGGCUUCUACAAGAGAUGGCGGCUUCGUAAAAGGUCCAAUCAACUUUGAGUCCAGUGUCCAUCACAGUGGAGGCUGCAGCAGCACCUAGGUGGUACCCUAAUUCCAACACACUCCUGUUACACCUCCCAGACUUCGAGGAAGGACUCAAGUACACCGUGGCAAAUUGCCCCUUGAGUGCAUCUAGAUACCAAGUGAGGAGGGAGGUGUGAUCUGAUGAGCCCUUUGGUCUAGAAAGCACAGCCUGGGAGUUGGUUAAAUGAAGUUUCUCCUGACUGAGAGAGACAAAGAGGGAAAGGAAGAGAGGUAGCAAGUGAGUACUACAACCUGCCGGCGUUUUGAGACCGUUUAUGUUUAUAUUAUUUUUUUGUAACUAUGACAGACAUGUGCUAUUUUUUUCAGUGGGCAAGUUUGUGAUGCAUUUUGAGCCUCCCGAUGCAGACAGGACUGAGGUAGCAAAGUUUCUCUGGGCAGUCAAAGAUCAGCACAUCCUCUGUAAGGCCGUGAUGCCACGUGGCCUGACUUAAAAAGGAAGCUUUACUCCCUGAGUCCUCUACACAUCUGAUGAGGCUUUCCCACCUCUUUAAAUGAAUACUCAUCCGAAAACAGAGUUUGGUUCUGCCGUACAACUAUGCUGCCUGCUGAAGCGUGGAGCGCGUGGCAGGGGGGACCCCUGGCUGCUGUUUAUAAACCACCUUUAACCAUUUCCUAUUUGAUACUUUCUAAGUAGGCAACAAGGCAAGGAAAAUGAGGGCCACCUUCACAAAUGUCACAUCUCUGUAGGAGUCUAGCGCUUCCUGUAAUGAAAUCCCGGGAGGGAUGAAGACGGCGCUGAACCAGGAGUCAGGAGGCCUAGGUGAGCCACGUGUUAGCUGGGCCUCAAGGUCUCCGUCUGUAAAGGGGAGGAGCUUAACAAGAUGAUGCUCAAGGCCCCUUCUGGCCGGCAGGCCACCAGUGAGCAUUUUGCCAGGGGGAUCCAGUGUUUGCAGAGAGCGAUGACACGUAGCCAACUUUCCACCGUGGGGCGGCAGAGUUGGCUGGACGUGUGACAUAUAAUAACAGCUUUUGAGAUUUGGCAUGCCUAUGUUGCUGAGAAUGAAUAUCUCAGUGAGUGAAGUUUUAAGUCCAAGAAGGAGUCAUUUGGUUUUGCCUUGUUUUAAAACCGCUGUUGGUUAGAGAGUUUGCAGUCUCUGGACACCUUCAAAUCCUGGUUCUCAGUGUGGAAUUCUGACUCUCAAGAUGCUUCUGUUUCUUAGUCAGCAUAGGCCUGCAUCACCUACAUACUCCUUCAGUCAGCUUUGCCCAGAACAAACUCUGGUAUUAACUGAAGUCAAGCCAAAGUAGGAGGAUAAUGCAACAGCAAAAGAAAUACAAAUUGUGUUCCAUACCCAGAGAGAAAAUGCCCUUUAGAUUGCAUGGUCCUCUGUUUGGUGAGUGUUCUCUCUUCCUGCCAGUGACCAGGUAAAUCAGGAAUUGGUUGCACGUGGCUGCAGCAUCCUAUAGGAUGCUGCGUAGAUGAUGAGGGGUCCAGAUGGCCCAUCUGAAGCCUGUGGACCGACCCCACAGAGGUUCUGCUGCAAACCCCCUGAGCCUAGGAGUUUCUCCACUUACCAAAGGUUUGUUCCUAGAGGACUUUGUGACUUUGGUAGUUAAAAAGAAAGUUUAACCAGCAUGAAAAGGUUCACAAGACAUGGAAACAGCCCUUCUCCAAUGGCGUUCCUCAGCACCUCCCACCAAAGACCUGGGGACCUGGUGGUUCACAGAGGGUGUCAGAGGAUUUGGGAACCCUCUAGAAGUAUAUGCAAAGUUGAUGUGUAUUUGCAGAUGUGCAUUUUUCUAUCAUGAGUGUCUAGACCAGCACUGUCCAAUAGAAAUAUAAUGCAAGUCACACAUAUAAUUUUAAGCUUUCUACUGGCCACAUUAAAAAAAGCGAAAAGAAACAGGUAAAAAUAAUUUAAUAAUAUAUUUAUUCAAUCCAAUAUUAUUGUUUCAACAUAUAGUUCAUGUAAAAAGUAUUGGUGAAAUACUUCACAUUCUUUUUUGCACUUAGUCGUCUAAAGCCAUUGUGUAAUUUACACUCACAGCACAUCUCAAUUUGGAUGAGCUAACAAUUGGACAGUGCAGGUCUUGACCUUCUCCAAUAGUCUCACAAGAUUUCUUUGACCCUUACAAAGAAAAAAAGGUUAAAACCUAAUUACCUCCUGAAAGAACUAGACUUCGCUCGAGUCGCCUAAUGAGAGAGGCCCAGAGAUCCGUUUGUUUUGUAACGAAUAAAUGCCCAGGCCGCCCUUUUUGAAAUUUUCUGCUUGACCUUUCUAACCACACCACUGGUGUCCAUUUCCAUCUACUGUUAUUUCUCUGACCAGUUGUCUUCUAAAAAGUCACACAAACCAUGUUGAUUUGGUGCUGAAACAAAAUGACAUCCCUUACUUCUACAGCAAACCCUUAGACUGAUGUGGGGCACUCGGGAGCCAAAGAGAAUUCCAAACUGUAGUCUUUCAACUUUACCUCAACCCCUAGCUGUCCUUCUCGCUGAUUGGCACGUCUUUUCCCAGUCCUGGUGCCCCCUGGGGGUUUAGGAGGAAAAGGUGGGAAGUUAUAUAUUGACUCCAAAUGCAAGACUUUGUGUGGCCUUACUGAGAAAAAGUCUUUGGGGCUUGUGACCGUCCAGCCUCUACUUGGUGAAUUAUGACUGCCUGGCAACAGCCCAGCUCUCGACUUGAAGUCAUCACCCCCCCUCACCCCGAGGCUGCAGGUAAAAAAGGAGCAUUUGUAUUGCCCCAGAAUCAUUUAGAGUCAGCUCUAGGAAUGGCUACCUCCUCUGUGACUGGUCCCUUGGGGAGGAACUGAGCCCUGGUCGUGAAUAAGGUUUCUGAAUAUUGAUUUAGUCUCUAGGGUUUGGUUCACCCCUGAAAUGUCAACUGCAUCAUCUAGGCAGGAAGAGUGGAGACUUUGAGAAGGUAGAAAGUUACUAGUGGAAAAGGCACCUACCUGUUCUGACAGUAAGGAUCGUAGCCAGGGAGGCAAGUCUCUGUCCAAAGAGGCUUGUUUGUUUUGUCCUGUGUUCAGCAUCCUCAUUCUGGUGGAAACAUCUCUGGACCUCCAUGGGUCUGGAUUUGGUCAUAUCAAAAACCAUGGCACCCAGUGGCUAUUUCAGUUAGUGCCCUGGCAUCCCUGUGGCUGCCGUGCUUUGAGAAACUGAAAAUGCUGACAGAUAGCCUCACAUUGGACUUUUUCUUAUUUGCGAGUUUUGUUUAGAUGAAAAGUCUUACAGAGCAUACAAAAUAAAUGGCAUUAAGUUACCCAUUGAAUGUAUCACCUUGACUGAAAACAAAGAAAUUCCAUUAAAUCAAAACUCAGAAAAUCUGGGAUGGAGAGUUGUAUCCUCUAUGGAGUGAGGCCCCAGCCCUCUGUGAUACUAAGGUUCCUGAGGCGUUUUCUGGUAGAAUUUUUUCUACGUUCUCACUUAGAUUUUUUUUCCCUUUUCUGUCUCUAUCUCUGGUUCUCUCUGCCUGCCUGUCUCUCUCUUUGUACUCACACGCAUACACAUUCCUCUCCCAUCUUUCAGAACAAAAAACCUGGUGGCUCUACAUCUAUAGAGACAUCAUUUGGGUUGCCAUUGUUACCGUUGUUGGUGUUUUCUUUCUAUUGCGUGGCAAUAUUUAUUUUUGCACUUCAGAUGAGGAAAACCAGUUUACUAUAAAAGCAAAUUAAGUUCCUCUGUAAUGGAGCUAGCCGCAUUUUCACUUCUCUUGUCACUAAUUUUAUCACAGACCGUCUAUAGCUAUUGCCUUUUAUUCCAGGCUUCCUUGCCAGAAAAACCUCCUCAGUAAACAAUGGCAAGAUAACUCCAGAAUGCUGUCUAGAUUUAUUAUCUUCCGCCUCCCGCAUUGGUGAUCUUCCUGGUCCCCCCACAGGCCCCCAGGGUUAGGAUGUCUUAGAAACAUGUGUGGGCUGUUCGGUUCCCGAUGGCCACUCGUGCUUCUUAACAUCGUAGCACAAGAGCUUGCUCUUCGUAAGUGACCUGAGAGGCCACUGCUUCCUUAAGACUGAAAAAGAGAUGCAAAGAAGCCAUCCUCCUAAGGUAAGGGACACAUGGUACCUCAUGCACUGCUCUGUGUCCCGGAAGUCCCUCGUCCACGCUAUUGUAGGGCCAGGACUGAAGAGUACAUUUGGUGAUCGCAGUUAAAGGGCGGUACAAAUACUCCACUGCAGGGAGUCAGAAAACAGGACAGCAGGAUACAAACAUGGAUGCUCUUCCCAAAUAAAUGCUCAUCCCCUGGUUUAGAGCUGCCCUGGUUUCUCUCUCUCUCUCUCUCUCUCUCUCUCUCUCUCUCUCUCUCUCUCU
This is a messenger RNA of Hipposideros armiger (great roundleaf bat), 6657 nucleotides long. It is a transcript of the gene RNF150, whose product is annotated as ring finger protein 150. NCBI's taxonomy places the organism in Eukaryota, Metazoa, Chordata, Mammalia, Chiroptera, Hipposideridae. The record is from RefSeq and is a predicted model, not a curated record. The transcript has 7 exons. The coding region runs from base 28 to 1335 and encodes 435 amino acids.